Messenger RNA from Labrus bergylta (ballan wrasse), 2272 nucleotides. Its product is annotated as transforming growth factor beta-1-induced transcript 1 protein. NCBI's taxonomy places the organism in Eukaryota, Metazoa, Chordata, Actinopteri, Labriformes, Labridae. The record is from RefSeq and is a predicted model, not a curated record. Gene Ontology annotation, cellular component: nucleus; Z disc. Gene Ontology annotation, molecular function: transcription coregulator activity.
UACACGGGAAGAGAGCCGUGUAGGAAAAAGAAACGGGACGCCCUCCUCCUCGUCUUCAUCCUCCUCCUCCUCCUCCUCUCUUGGCGGAUAACGGUGUCCAAGAAGUUAUUCAGGACCGACGCAGACAAUAGCGCCGAGGCUUGUCUUAUCCAUUCUUGCUUAAAUACACGUUCAUCACUUACUUUUAAUGCUGUCCACGUCCCUAUUGUACCACACAAAGAGGAAAACACUCGGCUGAAAUCAUAUCAUGGAAGACUUGGGAGUGCCUGAGCCACCUAAUUACCCUCUCAGUCCUCGUAUUGUUGUGUUUGAUGCCCUUCUUGCUGAUCUCGAGAACACCGGCUCUCCCCUAGCUCGGUGUCCUGUCCUGCUGACCUCGGAAGCCCCUCAAAAUUCUGAUCCUACCAUCCAGGACACCGCCCAUACCCGACCACCGCCACCUGCCUACACACCACAGCAGACUGUUUCUGCUGCAAUGAAGUCCUCUCAGAACUCCAAUCCAGACAAACUAUACAGCACGGUGUGUAAACCGCGCUCUCCUCGGACAACAGAUCCUCCCCCAGCCUUCUCCUCCUCUUCACUAUUGGGAGGAGGAUUGAGUGAACUGGACCAUCUGUUACAGGAGCUGAACGCCACCCAGUUCAACAUCACAGAUGAGAUCCUGGCCCAGUUCCCUUCUUCUAAGAAGGAUGACAGGGACAAGAUUAAGGAUAAGGCCACCACCUCCUCUUCCAGUUCUGCAAAGCCCUCUGCAACAUCAGCCACCCUGGAACUGGACAAACUGAUGGCUUCGCUGUCAGACUUCAGAGUCCAGAGUACGCCAGCUGCUCCUGCCAGUCCAGCGGUGACAUCACCACAGCAGCCCGCCACCCCACCACAGCCCUCUUCUGGGGGCUCAUUAGACAGCAUGCUGGGGCUGCUUCAGUCAGACCUGAGCCGACAGGGAGUUCAAACAUCGUCCAAGGGAAACUGUUCUGCUUGUCAAAAGCCAGUUGUCGGACAGGUGGUCACGGCUCUUGGGAAGGUGUGGCACCCAGAGCAUUUUGUGUGCUCGGAGUGUGAGACGGAAUUAGGCAGUCGCAACUUCUUUGAAAAGGACGGACGGCCGUACUGCGAGUCAGACUACUUCACCCUGUUCUCCCCUCAUUGUGCGCAGUGCAACAAGCCCAUUCUUAAUAAAAUGGUCACUGCCUUGGAUAAGAACUGGCACCCGGAGUGUUUCUGCUGUGUGAAGUGCAGCCAGGCGUUCGGAGAGGAAGGUUUCCAUGACCGUGAGGGCCAGCAGUAUUGCCAGCAGUGCUUCUUGACUCUGUUUGCUUCACGCUGUCAAGGCUGCAGCCAGCCCAUUCUGGAAAACUACAUCUCAGCUCUCAACUCUCUCUGGCACCCGCAGUGCUUUGUGUGCAGGGAGUGCUACUGCCCCUUUGUCAAUGGCAGCUUCUUCGAACAUGAGGGUAAGCCGCUGUGUGAGGCCCACUACCACCAGUCCCGCGGCAGCAUGUGUCAGGCCUGCCAGCAGCCGAUCCUGGGCCGCUGCGUCACCGCCAUGGGGGCCAAAUUCCACCCCCACCACCUGGUGUGUCACUUCUGCCUGAAGCCCCUGAGCAAAGGCUGCUUCAAGGAACAGGAAAACAAGCCGUACUGCCACCCCUGCUUCAUCAAACUCUUUGGUUGAGGACACAUUAGGACUUUGUAACCCCUCUCUGGGUCCUAAAGAGAAGACGCUGUAUGACUCUGAGUUCUCAAUUUGUUAUUUUUUUACUGCGGGAAUGAGGGUGGAGCUGGUCUCUUUCUUUGAUUUAAGAAUAGAAAAGUUGAAAUAAGAGUAUCAUGCACACCAAUAUUUUUAUUAGUGUCACAAAAAGUGGACUGCAUAGCAUGAGUGAGACGUAUACAAAAUGAUACCAAAUGUUUUGUCAUGUAUGUAAGUCUUUACAUAAUGUAUUGAUUCAAAUUGAAUAUGAAAAAAAAGUGAUUUUACCAAAGAUAGAAAAGACACAAUAUAUUAAGACCAAAAUGUGUUGUUUCAGGAAAGAACUUUUGUGCUUUAAAUCCCCUUUAAUAUAUUUGCUUUAAAUGGCAAACUGUAAAAGUGCCAAUGCUAUUGCAUCUAUGUAUUGUAUGCUGCCUGCUAUAUUAAGUAUGUUUAUGUGUAACAAACUAAGCUGUCAUAUAUGUUUAAUGUCAGAUUUUUUUACUUUACCCUUUCACAUCUGCUCUAUGCAAUUUGCCAGACAUUUUCAAAGAACACAAUAAAGGAAAACACAACUUG